Molecule: messenger RNA, 4176 nt
Organism: Gadus macrocephalus (Pacific cod)
Lineage: Eukaryota; Metazoa; Chordata; Actinopteri; Gadiformes; Gadidae
Product: heparan sulfate glucosamine 3-O-sulfotransferase 3A1-like
Exons: 2
Coding region: 427-1650 (407 amino acids)
Molecular function (GO): [heparan sulfate]-glucosamine 3-sulfotransferase activity
Source: RefSeq, a predicted model, not a curated record
UGUCGACAUAGCAGCGCAUAAUCUGACAGAAGUUCACAAGCCUGCACACGUGCGCCGGCGACAGAGAGGUGUUUGCCGCGGGGCAAAUUAAAUAUAACAAAUCUUUAGAUGAAUCAACUGAAGUGAUUGACAGCCGUUGUAGAUCGAUACUAUUUGACAGGUAGGGGCGUUGACAGUCAAGCACUACCUUGACAUCUUUCCCGCCUGUUUUAGUAGGUUGAUAAUUGUCGUCUCUUAAAAAAAGCAAGCAUUGGCGCGAGUAUCAUUGCGGAGCAGACACGCGCGUACGUGCGAGGUGAGAUCCAUUCAGCGUGGAUGCAGUCUCGGCAGCACCAGAGCUUCCUAAUUUCUUCAUGGCAGGAGGACUCCACAAUGUCUGCCUAGCAUGGCUGGACCUCCUGAUAACCCAGCGACCGAGGGACCGUUAUGGCUUUUAGCCGCACCUGCAAAGUGGAUCCCCUGUCCCGUGGCAUCUUUAGGAAGUCAGUGGUCAUGUUGUGCUCGCUGCUUACCUCCCUGUUCCUCCUCUACUGUGUCACUGACCGAUGCAGCACCCUGCCCGCCACGGUGAAAACCUCCACACAAGUUGGGGGUUUAUUCUCUGAUGAACUGCACGAUUUAAGAUCGCUGAGGAGAAAAAGACUCCUGCAAAAAUGGAACACCCUGCCAGAGACGGUGAGUCACAUCGCAGCCAAAGGACCAUCGCACUUCACUGGCGAUGACAACGCGAGUCCGGUGUACUAUGGACCUCUAAAGUUGGGUGACGAUGGGGAGCCGGUGGAGGCUUUACUCCUGCCACCUUUGGAUGUACUUUCUCCGAGGAGAGUGUCGCCGAGGUUCGCAGGAGCAGGUCAGCUCAGUCCUUUGGGAGAAGGGACAAAGAAACUGCCCCAGGCGCUCAUUAUAGGUGUCAAGAAAGGAGGCACACGCGCGCUGCUGGAGUUUCUCCGCGUGCACCCGGACAUCCGGGCCGUGGGAGCGGAACCGCACUUCUUCGACCGCAACUAUGAGAACGGACUCGAGUGGUACAGAGAGCUGAUGCCCAAGACCCUGGAGGGCCAGAUCACCAUGGAGAAGACCCCCAGCUACUUUGUGACCCGAGAGGCCCCGGCCCGGAUCUCCGCCAUGUCCCGGGACACCAAGCUGAUCGUGGUGGUGCGGGACCCCGUCACCAGGGCCAUCUCCGACUACACCCAGACCCUGUCCAAGAAGCCCGACAUCCCGUCCUUCGAGAGCCUCACCUUCAAGAACAGAACCACGGGCCUCAUCGACACCUCGUGGAGCGCCAUCCAGAUAGGGAUCUACGCCAAGCACCUGGACAACUGGCUGCAGUACUUCCCCAUGGGCCAGAUCCUGUUUGUGAGCGGCGAGCGACUCAUCAGCGACCCGGCCGGGGAGCUGGGCCGCGUGCAGGACUUCCUGGGACUCAAGAGGAUCAUCACGGACAAACACUUUUACUUCAACCAGACCAAGGGCUUCCCCUGUCUGAAGAAGGCCGAGGGCAGCAGUAAGCCGCACUGCCUGGGGAAAACCAAAGGACGGACCCACCCCAACAUUAACCCUGAGGUGGUGCAGAGGCUACGGGACUUCUACCGGCCCUUCAACAUGAAGUUCUACCAGAUGACCGGACACAACUUUGGAUGGGAUUGAUGCGGAAAAUCACAGACAGUCGUGUUGUUGUUUUUUUGGAGUUAUUAUUGUUUUUUUUCCCCAUUGUAAUUGAAUGGCAAGACGUGGAGCUAUUGCUAUAUAUAUGUAAAAUGUACAGAAAUCUAUUUUAUAAUAAUUUAUUUUUAUUUCUAAGCAAUUAAUUCACUAAGCUGCCUAACCAUAUUUGUACAUAGCAUCUGGCCCGUUGUUGUUUUCUCUUUUUUUUUUUUUUUUUACAUUCCUCAUUUUUGAUUUUUGAUUCCUCAUGCUCAGUUUCCCUCUUGGUCCAUGUGUUAACUCGGUGGAGUUUUCGGUGCUUCGUAAUGCAGAUAAUAUGUGCUGACUGAAGUCAAAAAUAGGUGAAUAAUGUAGAAGCACCGUGUUACGGGUACGGCGUGCUCUCGCAGGGCCACGGGAGAACACCCAUCGAAGUGCAUCUUGAUGUAUAAAUGCAUAAUCACUUUACCCAUUUCUCCACCCCCCCUUCCCUUCUGAGUGCUGUUCUCAAACGGUCCCUCCUCUCAGCCAUGCGCAUUCUUGGCUUUGAAACAAGAACUCGCAACCAAUUUCCUUGGUCCCCGGCAUCGGACAAAGUAGCUGAUCUAAUGCUCUUUCCCACUCAAUAACAGGUCGAUCAAUACGCCGCGAUCGAUCCUCGUUUUGUCAUUCAUGCUUAAAGUACACGGCCGGCCUUUUAUUCACUGUGUUCCCGCCGUCUCCUCCAAUCAGCAGCCCAUCCAUCCAAGGCUAACUCGUAUCCCGUUAGCCACGUACUGCUACCGUGUUAACGCUAUGCUAAUCUGCAAGGUAACAGUGCGGAUCGAUGGGGGCCUCUGCCCCUCUGAGUCCCCCCCCCCCCAGUAAGAAGCACUGCUGUGUUUCUCCAGGCCUUGGCUCUGUCGGGGACUGUUCACACAGUCCACAAGUCAUGCCACCUCUCAAUCAGAGUUGAUGUUCUCGAAGACUACGCCGAAUUAGGAAGCAGAGUUUCAGAUCGAUAAAAUGAGGUCGGGCACAGACAGAGAGAAAGAUCCGGUUGGCUGAAGCACCGUCAGAACAGAGUCAUUUACCGGGCCCCCCGCUCAGAUCUCAGACAAGGUAUCAAAAGGAAGUCUUCAGGGUUGCCAUGCCGACCUACCAAGUGUCAUUACCAUACAAGAAACACACCGUUUAUUCAUCAGCUUCUUUCCAUGGUCCACCUAGUUUGGUUUGUUCACCUUCACACGCAUCGUUACACCAUCCCAACCUCUCCACUUGUUGCCAAAAAAAUAUGCCAUGCUUCACACACAGUUGAGUAUCUUCACCAACCCCCCCCCUCUUUUACAACCCCUGCAUCGCUUCUUUCUCAUCGUCUUUUUACUUGAAUUCUUGAUAUGCAAGAGGGAAAAAGUAGGUAGUGGUCCUCUACCUUGUCCGUCUCCAUCUCCUGUCCAGCGAGAGGAUCCCCCCCCCCCCCACGAGCGACGUGCUAUCUUGUACCGUGGCUGUUAUGUUGCUAUGCAUGCUGAACGUGGCGACCAUGACAGAGAAGCAGGGCUCACACACGGGCAAGGGGAUCAUGUGAUCAACAAGGAGCCCAGACUGAAUGUACACAUUUUCCACGGUUUCUAUAAAAGAAAAGUCAAUUUCCUCAGCUUAAUAAGGUAUUCCUUUGGUUUCUGUAGAGAGGUCAUUUCGAAGCCGACCCUCAAUUGGAAUAAUAGUAAUUGCGUGCCUCUUCAACCGUUAUACGUGCAACACGUGUAUUUGCCGAGAGCCUGUCGCCAAGGACAGAUCAUUUGAAUGUUUUCGGUGGAUCUGAGUUGUGCACAAUGCCUUGCGGAGCCAAUGCCUCGAGUUAGCAGAGGGUAAAUGAGGAAGAUGGAGCCUUGGCUCACCGUAGCUUUACUUUAAGUUACUCUAUUCUACUUCAAAAUUGUAGCUUUCAUUCUGCGUUAAAGAGAUUUUAUCUCGCAGUCAGAACGUCCGGUAAAGUGAACAUUGAUCUUCCCCGUCGUCUAUCCUUCCGUGCAAUGAUGGAUUCAAACAUAUAUAUAUAUAUAUAUCAGAAAAAGCAUUUAAUAUUGGACCCUCACAGCAAGCUCACUCUGCUUUAACUCUGCUCCAGUUUCUUCUCGCUGAGUGAUGCAUUCGAAUGGUGGUGGAGUUAGGUUGACCGAGGCAAUAUCUCGACAGAAAGAAACAGAAAAGAGCAGAGAAAUAGAUGAUGCACUCGUGGUGUUCUCAUCCAUGCUGCUGCAUUGCUUAUGGUUGAGUUUUAUUCAACCCCCAUCUCAAGAUCUACAAAUGUUAGUGAUGUUUGUCCUAUCCUCAUAUAAUAUGGUAUUUAGUCUAGCAGAUCUGUAUGUGUAAAAAUGAAGAAGACAUGUAAAUCAAGUAUUUUGUGGUAUGUACAUCAAAGGAAUUAAUUUUACACGAUGCAAAAGCAAAAUGGAACAGAUGUUUCUAGAUGAUUAAAUACUGAACAUUCAUAAUAUUUCUUUUUAUGGAGAAAUAAAUAAAAAGUCUAUAUUUUACCAAAAACAA